Messenger RNA from Scophthalmus maximus (turbot), 5025 nucleotides. RefSeq names its product Ets2 repressor factor like 1 (gene erfl1). Lineage: Eukaryota; Metazoa; Chordata; Actinopteri; Pleuronectiformes; Scophthalmidae. The transcript has 10 exons. The record is from RefSeq and is a predicted model, not a curated record. Gene Ontology annotation, cellular component: nucleus. Gene Ontology annotation, molecular function: sequence-specific DNA binding; DNA-binding transcription factor activity, RNA polymerase II-specific. The coding region runs from base 1561 to 3234 and encodes 557 amino acids. Gene Ontology annotation, biological process: regulation of transcription by RNA polymerase II; cell differentiation.
GAUGGAUUACACUGAGUAAAAUUUAGGAAUGGGGACUUUGGUUGAAAAAAAGUUGUUUAAAGAUUUAAUUAAAUGACUUCUGUUUCAUACAACAGUCAUUUAAUGAUGGCUUAUUAUUAUAUAACCUUUUACAGUAAACGUGGUUUGGUUAUCUUGGAAAAGCAAGUACUCUUUUGAUGGUCUUCCAACUUCGCUAAUGCCGCUUUAAUUAAUUCACUAUAUUACCUAUAAUGAGCAGAUUGAAUGUAUAUCAACUAUGAUUGUGUGUAUCACAGUUUCUCAAUGUCAGGCUCUGGAGUUGAUCAAUAUUUGUUUGAUACCUUCAAAUCUGUGGUGGCAUGUAACCAAGUUAUUUCACUCAAGCGCUGCACUUGUACCACUGUGCAACAUAACACAGUUACUUUGCAAAUUAAGAGUAUUAAUGCAAAAUUUAAUCAACCUACAGAUUGUGGAUGAAGCUACUAGCAGUACAUCAGGUUGUCAAAAUCAACACUGCCUUUAGCGUCUGCAACAUUUGUGAUGUUUACACACUAAUCCAGUCGUUUAUACACAGUACGUCUUCUGACAUGGGCCUUUCUGCAUCAUGUAUUUGUACUUUUACUGGACAUAAGUUUUGUGAGCAGGGCUUUUACUAACCACUGCAUUUAACAGACCGUCAAUCCUUUUUAUAAUUCUGUUUGGAGAACCUUCCUUGUUCUUGAAAACAGACUAUUCCUGUGUGACACGUAUCACGACUCUGUUUUGUGGUUUCAUCGAACCCGUUGAGACCAAGGGCCGAAGAAGUCUACAAAGGUUCAUCAAAGAUUCACUGAUUAAUCGAAUUGUGGUUUCGAAAAUGUGGUUUAGAAAAUGUUUAGAAAAAAUAUUCAGAAGUUAUUCCAUUUUUCACAAAGACCAUGCUGCUGUGUUGAGUUGGCUUAUUUAGGACGUCAUCCAACAAACACUGGCAGCAAAUGAUCUCAAAGGAAGUAGUUGUAAUUAGUGAAUAGACUGAUGACAUCUAUCAUCAAGCGUUUUACUGGAUAGCAACUGAAAUGAACAAUCAGUCAUCAUAAUAGUUUAAAAAAAUGUAAAUAUAUAUUAUUGAUCUUUCGUGAGCGACUAAUCCAUUGUGAAAGCUACUCAAAAAAACAAUUACCCCAUAUUUGAAGAUAUUUCCAGAUUCUUUAUAGUCCACCCGGACGAAAAAAAACAAAAUGUUUUUUUUUAUUAAACGCUGUUCCCCAGGUGGUCACGCCCCCUUGUUCCGGAUCAAAACAAAGAUGGCCGCCCACAGGCCAGUGAUAGCGGCACACAGUUGGCAAACUUUUACCCGCCAGGGAAUGUUUUUCUGUUUAGAUGUCUGGAAGAGCCUUCGGGGAAUGUGAAAACACAGUGAGAACAGUUGUGAGUCGGGAGGGAUGACUGAGUCCGCCAUGACGGGACUUCAUGUUCCUGCACACACCAAGCAGAACACUCCUCACGCAGCUCUGUCUCCUCGGGACACUCCGGAGUUUCACCCUCCUUCACCGAGUCUGGCUUUCUGCGGCAGCAUGUCAGGUGAGCUGACGGGAGCUGGGGAUGCAUCACCCGAGACCUCAAGGAACCUGCAGUCACUUCACAGUGGCCGUUAACAUGAUCAAGGCUAAUGACGCCUGUGUGCAGAGCGACACGGGCACUUCCACCUCCUCCCCCCUUCCCUCCCUCCCUCCCGGGUCGGAACAAGAGCCGCAGACGCAGCCGACUCCCGAGUCCAGGCCGAGAGACAGCGAUCGGGCUUCGGCCUCAGGUGCAUCUCUGAGGCGGAGGCGACGCGGAGGGUCCAGGUGUUGUGGAGGCAUGGACUGUAACUGCGUCAGUGAUCUGCUGCUCCCCCCGGUGCCGGCACUCUGGACACCAGGGUUCGCCUUCCCGGACUGGGCCUACAAGCCUGAGUCGAGCCCCGGGUCCAGGCAGAUCCAGCUGUGGCACUUCAUCCUGGAGCUGCUGCAGAAGGAGGAGUACCAGGGGGUGAUCGCCUGGCAGGGGGACUACGGCGAGUUCGUCAUCAAGGACCCCGACGAGGUGGCCCGACUGUGGGGGAUCAGGAAGUGCAAACCUCACAUGAACUACGACAAGCUGAGCAGGGCACUGAGGUAUUAUUACAACAAGCGCAUUUUGCACAAGACCAAAGGGAAACGUUUCACCUACAAGUUUAACUUCAGCAAGGUCGUGCUGGUGAACUACCCCAUCCUGGACAUGGCCAACUCCCCCUUCUUUCUGGCCCAGAAUCACUUCAACGGGAACUCGGCCACACCGGACUGCACCCCAGAGGCCAUACAGUCCCUGUUUCCCCGUUUGCCAGACUCCGGCAGAGGAACAUCCCUGUUUGAUCGAGGGACCACGGCACCGGGGCCUGAGGGAGACAAGCUAAGACUGGACACAUUCCCUUUCCUCAGUUCAGGUGCCCCGUGCUACUCCAAACCCCCGUCUCUGCUGGGCCCGUACCCUCGCAACCCACCCUUUGACUACCCCUGGGGCUUCAACCCCUACCUCCCAGGGGCCUUCUCUCUCAAUAACUGCCCCAAACUGCCCCCUGGCUCCCUCUACCCCUCCCAGUUUUACCCCAACCCUCUGCAGAGCAGCCUUUCACAGCUGCCUCACCCCUUCUCCUCCUUGCUCCCCCCUGGGGAGGCAGGUGGGGGUGAGCGGGGAGCGGCAGGGCAAACUGGAGGGACAAACGGCACAGCGGGUGGUCAGCCAGUCAGACUGUGCCUGCCACCCUACCCAGGGAGCCUGUCGAUAGGUCGGACGGACAUUGGCAACGGGCUGACACUGGGGGAAAGGCCGGAGGCCAAUCCCCCAGGCACGGUGCUGAGUCUGGGGCUGGGAGCGGUCGGGCUGGGAGCCGGUACUGGGCCAGGCCGGCAGAGCCCCACAGAGAGGAGAGGGGGGGUGAAGCAGGACCCGGAGUCGGACUCGGACCUGGAGAUCACAGACCUGAGCGACUGCAGCUCGGAUAAUGAGAACGAGCACGAAUUUGGCACGGGGAAGGAAUCCAGCCUGGCGAACCGAGCACAGAUCCUGUUGGACGGGAAGAAAGGGAGCGCGCUGCCACCCAUCUCCUCUCUCCCCCCGCCAGUGUCACCGCAUCCUCUGAAGAGCCUGAUCCCCAUCAGUCCUCCUCCGCCAUCCCUGGCGCCGUCACUUUCCCCCGCCAUGGCUCUGCAUGAAAGACACAGGGAGACAGAGACUCUCAAAUUGAUACACAGCUAAUACAUUUUCUCCCGCGUCCGCCAUCUUGCAAGUCUAUGCUCUGAUAACUCUCUUCUUCUCUCCUUUCAUUUCUCCGAGACACUUUUUCUGCUUUUCAAACGAUCAACUCGCUGAUCAGUCUUGAUAGAUACUUUUUCCAGGCAAGGCGGUUACGUUCUUUUCUUCCAAAAUUUGCAGUUUCCCUGUUUGCUGUCUAAGUUUUCACUUGCCUACAGUCCAUUACACUACCGACUUCUCCAUCUCAGAGCAUAUGGGGCGUUCACUCAUUUUUUAAAUUUUUAUCUUGUCCUUUCUGCUUUGAUCUCUCACACCGAAUAAUUGCCCCGUGGUUUGUAGACAUGUUUACGUGUUGCGAGCGGUACUCUACAAUUUGUUGUCCUCAGACAAGCCGUAAUAGAAGGCAGUGAAAUAGUAAUACAACAGUGCGAUGUCAACAUCAUCCAUAUACUAACAAAACAAUACAACAAAUAAUGCUCACAUCGACCCAGUGUUACAGAAAUUGUAAUGUAAUAUAUAUAUAUGUAUUACAUAUAAAUCAUUUUCGAGACAUAGUCAAAUACUGCCACCUAGUGUUUCGUUCAGUCAAGUCGCCCUCAGAGAGAUUGUCUCAUCUCAACAAUCUUUUUCUUGAAAGUGCUGCCCCAAAGUUAAUAUUGCACUUAAUUUUUUUUUUACAUGGUGUUGUUUCUUGCAGGUCAAUUCACAUGUUUAAAAAAAAAAUCCAUAUUUCUAAUAGUGCUAACUGUGAUAGUCUGUGAAUAUUUAUUUUGUCCCGUGGUUCAAGUAUUUCCUGCACAUUUUUUAAAAGGGAAGAAAAAGAGAGCAAGGGGGAGCUGGGCCAAUCUAGAGCUUUGUAUUGAUAUUUCUGUGUAUAUAUUUUAAUAUGGUGUACAUUACAUUUAAUUAUUAUUCCCUAUGAUAAUAUUUAGCUGUAUUGUUGUGAUUUAAUUCAGUAUUUAAACAUGUUUGGAAAAAUUAUAAGCCUAGGUGUAUCAAAGUUUAAAUUAUUAAUGGCAGAAGCUCUGCACUCUGAAGGUGUUUUUCUAUGAUGAGGACAGAAGUCACACUGGGAAUUGUCUCUGAUUUUUCUCAACCCCAGUUAAUUGUGCCCUUUGGUCAUUUUUGCCAGAUGCCCAACGUUACAAACCCUUUGGGUUCAACUAUAUGCCAGUAGACUUAUUUUUAUAGUUAGCAUUCGCCCAGUGUAACUGUACUGUAAUUAGUCAAAUGUGAAUAAUACUGGUCUUUGCAUUUUCUUUAUUAAAUCCUCCCCUGAAAAUCUGUUUUGAUUAUUUUGCAAUCAAUGCUUUUUGUCCAUGCCAGCAGCGGGGCAAUUCUGUUCGCUUGAGGACGUGAAAAAAAAAAAGAAAAGAAAAAUAUUCAAAAACUGUUCAUCGGUUUUUGACCAACACCCUUUAUCUGGCCCAGUUCGUCAGCGCAGAGUGAUCAAUAACUCAUAUUGUACAGCUUCGUAGCCUUUAUAGCCUAUGGUUUGUCAAACAGUGGCAGUAUAUGAUUAGUUGUGAAAGCUCUAUUAUAAAGUUAAUGUAAAGCUCUAUGUUUUGAGUUGCUACCGGAGAGGCGCCGUCACCUCCAUGUGAAAGACACCAACCUGCAGCUGUAAAUACUGUUUCCUUUGUGUGUGUAUGUGUGUGUACACAUCCAAACAAUGACAAUGCAGUGGUUUUACCUGUCAUCGCUCUGUUUUACUGUAAAGAGGAAAAAUUGAAAGUGCAAAAAAAAAAGAAGAAAAAGAUUAAUAUCUUCAAAAGCAAUAAACAUUAUUCUGGA